UCCAGACAAAAUUCAGAGUGAAUGAAAUCAGGCUCUUCCCCGUACGUGAAGAGCCUGGUGACGCGAGGCUACUGUUGGGAAACUGUCCAACUUCACUGCAGCUUUUUGUCACCGUCCCGCUCUCGUCUACUUUGCAGGCGAAGCGCAGUUCCAUAGACAUAUACGUAGACGCUGCAUCGAGCGCUGAGCCGUACGUCAACGUCGCCGCCAUAUUGGAUGUGGCAAGCGGAGAAGAUGCCUCAUUCAUGUGCUGCGUGGAAGUGUACGAAUCGUUUUACUGUCCAAACCAAAUCCCAGGGAAUAACCUUUCACAGGUUUCCCAAAGAUACUGCUCGGAGGAAACAGUGGGAAGUAGCUCUCCGGAGGGAAGGGUUUUCUGCUAGCUCGUCUUCCAUGCUCUGCAGUGAGCAUUUCAAGCCGGAGGACUUUGACAGAACAGGCCAGACAGUCAGGAUCAGAGAUGGAGCUGUCCCUUCUGUCUUCAGUUUCUCAGCUCACCCCCAGAGGCCUGUUGCUACCAGGACAGCUGAGCCCUCAAAGAAGGUCCUCAAAGAAGAGACUCUGGCAGUGGACUGUUCCCAGCUUGUCCAAGACACUGAUGAACCCCUGCCUGUACCCAGUGUUGACCACUCCUAUGUCCUGCCUUCAUCACCUGAUGAUCUGAGGGCCAGACUUAGUGAUGCCUUGGCUAGGGUGGAGAGUCUGGAAAGAGAGAAGAGGAAUGCAAAGGAUAGAGAAAGGAGGGCAAAGAACACUGUGUGCAGUCUUCUGGAGAAUCUCAGAGGAAAGAAACACAUAAAUCAAGAGCUGAAAAACAAGCUUGAUUCAUACUCAGGUAAAAUGAAAAUACAAAUUUGUAGAAAAUCUAAACGUAGUUGAAUUAUACUUUACCGUCUUUGUUUAGACUUCCUUGUUAUUUCAAGUGUACUUAAUAAUUAGCUUCUGCUGAUUGAAUUUCAGAAUUUGAUUUCAGAACGGCUCAAAUGUGUUAGUUUGUUGCCUGAAAAAUGGCAAAAAAUAAAAAAUGAGAAGAUA
Epinephelus lanceolatus (giant grouper) is the source of this 1035-nucleotide messenger RNA. Its product is annotated as THAP domain-containing protein 6-like. NCBI's taxonomy places the organism in Eukaryota, Metazoa, Chordata, Actinopteri, Perciformes, Serranidae. The record is from RefSeq and is a predicted model, not a curated record.